AUGGGAGCCUCCAGCGACAAGGCGUCUCUCCUCUCUGGGCUGCUUGUGUUCACGCUGUGUGUCGUCUCUUCUCUCUGCCAGGAGGAACAUUCUGGAUACCACUCAGGUGAGGAACACACCUAUGAAGGCUCCGUGGUCGACCACUAUGACAACUUAGCCUCUCCUCAGCCAGAGUAUCCACCUGAGCCCACUCACAGCUACGACGAGGACCAGGAGCGAGACUACGACCCCUACGGCCCUGCCCCCACCCAGGUGACCAUGAUCACUGAGGAGGCCUUCCCCUACGCCACCACGGCCGAGUCCCACUACGCUAAGGAGGAUAAAGAGACCAUGAAGGUCCCAUAUCGUCCAGCAGGACCAGACACAGACUCGUCGGAAGAGUCUGGGGACGACGCAGCGCUCGGCGAGGAAGGGCCGACAGAGUGCAACUGUGAACCUGGAGAGCCUGGAUUUGCUGGCUUUGCAGGACCAAAGGGAUCUAGGGGUCUGCAGGGUAAAGCCGGUGAGCCAGGAAUUCAAGGCAGAGAAGGUUAUAAGGGAACCAAAGGAGUUCGGGGAAGAGGAGGAGACACUGGACCAGUAGGCGACCCCGGGCCUGAAGGAGAUGAUGGCGCUUCUGGUUUCUCCGGAGCCAUGGGAGAACCUGGACUUCCAGGAGACCCCGGCGAGCAAGGACAGCUGGGUCUGAAGGGUGACAUCGGUAUGGAGGGGCCCCGUGGAGGAGUCGGAGGUCCUGGUGAGACUGGCCCUCUUGGUGAACCUGGGCCUCCAGGACCAAAGGGAGGUAAAGGAAUCAAGGGGUCUCGUGGUGAUGAAGGCAAACAGGGUUCUGAGGGACGAGAGGGACAGAAGGGUCAGACCGGAGCUCCCGGGUUUCCGGGGGACGUCGGCGACAGAGGAUACACUGGUUAUCCUGGACAGCCUGGAUCCAUUGGACCCGGUGGACCAAAGGGCACUAAAGGUCACAGUGGCCUGCCAGGCAGUGACGGCGACCCUGGCGAAGAUGGUCCUAUAGGAGUCCCGGGUGUGAUAGGAGAGCCUGGAGUCUUCGGUACCAAGGGCAGUAAGGGGGAUCGUGGUGUGAGAGGACCUCGAGGCAGAGUGGGCGCUGGGGGAGCUCAAGGAGAGCAAGGAGAUGCCGGAGUACCAGGGAAACAGGGACCAAAGGGCCUGCAGGGCCAGACUGGGGCCAAAGGUGAGACUGGGCCAGAUGGUGAGAAGGGUGCAACAGGAAAGAAGGGCAUUAAAGGUAUAAAAGGACAAAAGGGAAGCAGGGGUGACCGUGGAGACAAAGGACAGCGUGGACCGAAAGGUGCAGUUGGACGUGACGGCACCCCCGGCCCUGUUGGACCGCCCGGCAUCCCGGGUACCAGAGGGGAGCGCGGUAUGAUCGGUGACCUGGGUGUCAAAGGCCGAGCGGGACCCAAAGGAGUUCCAGGCCCUGCUGGUCCUGGUCUGACUGAUGAGCAGGUCCUGCAGCUCUGCAAAGGCGUGGUCACGGCCCAGAUCUCCCAGUACGCCUCCUCCAUCCGGGCCAAGUGCUCCCAGGGCUGCCCCGUCAACAACCGGACACUCAUCGGGCCCCCUGGAGUCCCAGGGCCAGUGGGAUCACCUGGCAAACAUGGUAAAGCAGGAAAACCCGGAGCCAAAGGAGCCAGAGGUGUUCAGGGUGACAGAGGCCUGGAGGGACAGAAAGGAGCCCAGGGUAACAGAGGUCCAAAGGGACCUAAAGGCCUCGCAGGUGAUCCAGGUAAAGGCCUGCCUGGACUCGACGGACCACAAGGCAUCCGAGGUUUGCCAGGUCACCCGGCAGAACCCAAGAACGGCAUGGAGGGUCCCCGAGGUCCCCGAGGCUUCCCUGGUCCAGUCGGCCAGCCCGGCAUGCUCGGGGUCGCAGGCGUGCCGGGUUUUUGCGAGGCGCGAGACUGCAGCAUUCAUGCGCCGGUGAUGCGCAAAGAGCAGGGUCUGGUGAAAGGGCCCGUCAGCUCAAAGAUCUGAACACGAGCGACAAGGGCCUCUGUGAGAUUACAGAAGGUCUUGAGAUUCACCUGGUGGCAACUUCACCUCAUUGAAUUCCAGCUGACGUUAGAACUGGGUUAAAAAAAAAUGUCUUAAAUUUAUGACACUAGUUUGUUUAAAAGCUGCAAAUGAUUCUGUCUCUUAUUGACUGUUGUUGAAAAUGUCAGUGGACCAAGUAAAGAACCGCAGGGCGCUCCGCUAGGCAGGAAACUGCAGGAUUGAAACCAAAAAAGACUUUUCAGUCUGAGCCGGCUGCAGGUGAACUUUUGAUAUUUUAGAGGUUUCAUACAUCAACAACACUGUAACAGUUUCACAUGGUACAAUUGUAUCUGAUAUUUUUAAUUAGAUUUUUAUAAAAAGGCUAAAUGAUUCCCCUCUGAAUCCUUUCCCUUGUUUAGUUUUCUCUGGUUU
Messenger RNA from Micropterus dolomieu (smallmouth bass), 2430 nucleotides. RefSeq lists its product as uncharacterized. Bases 1 to 1998 code for a protein of 665 amino acids. Lineage: Eukaryota; Metazoa; Chordata; Actinopteri; Centrarchiformes; Centrarchidae. The record is from RefSeq and is a predicted model, not a curated record. The transcript has 26 exons.